Molecule: messenger RNA, 2677 nt
Organism: Alnus glutinosa
Lineage: Eukaryota; Viridiplantae; Streptophyta; Magnoliopsida; Fagales; Betulaceae
Product: nitrate regulatory gene2 protein
Exons: 4
Coding region: 331-2514 (727 amino acids)
Source: RefSeq, a predicted model, not a curated record
UCCCAUACUCUCAGCGAGUAAACAAACUGUCCCCUCUGCGCUCUCUGCCACCUUCUCCCUACAAACUUGCCUGUACAUCCCUCUUUCUCUCUCUCUGUUCAUGCUCUCCUCAUUGCUCUGCAAUCCUCUCUGUACCCAACCAAGCCAGCUCUCUCAAAACACGCAUCAUUCUCUCUCAAAACCAUCAGAGCCUCGCCAUUUCCGAAACCCCAAAGCACCCAAGUUUCCACAUCUCUCUCUCUCUCUCUCUCUCUCUCUCUCUCUCUCUCUCUCUCUAUAUAUAUAUAUAUAAAGUAAAAUAUACGGCUUCAACAACAAAACCCAGAGGAAAUGGGUUGUGCACAGUCUAGAAUAGACAACGAGGAGUCCGUCUCGCGCUGCAAGGACCGCAAGAACCUCAUCAAAGACGCCGUAAUAGCCCGCAACGCCUUCGCCGCGGGCCAUUCCGGCUACACCGUGGGCUUAAAGAACACCGGCGCCGCUCUCAGCGACUACGGUCACGGCGAGGCCGAAGAGCCCCACCAACACCACCACCAGCCUCCGGCGGAACCCACUGCCUCUCAACCCCCGCCGCCGCCUCCACCUCUUCCUAUGGACAACUUUCCGCCGCCGCCGCCGCUCCCGAACUUCUCGCCGAGCCCCAGCCCCAUUAAGCGCACCACCAGCUUGCCCGCCAUGCCCACGAAGCCUCGAAGGGCCAGGACCAUUGCCAUUGCCGAAGAAGAAGAAGAAGAUGAUGAUGAUGAUUUAGUGGAAGGCGAAGAAGACGAAGAAGACGAAGAAGAAGACAAUGAGGGCAGUGAGGGCAAUGUUGGAAUGGAGGGCAAGAAAGGUGUUAUUGCAAAGGGUGGUACACGAGAUGGUGUCGGAGAAGUGGACCCCCCACAGACCCCGGACAUGAAGGCGGUCCCACCGAUGCCGGUGUCGAAGGGCGUGGCCUGGGACUACUUCUUUAUGGUGGAGGACGGUAUGGCCCCUGGGCCAUCUCUCAGCGAGAACGUUGAGACUAAGGGCGUGAGUGAAGGUGUGGCAUUUGGCGGAGAACCCAAAAAUGUGGAGCCCAGUGGGGUUGAUUUUGGCGAUACGGUGGAGCCGAAGACGCCGGAGAAGCCGAUAGAGCACGCCAAGACGGCGCCGCCGGAGAUGAGAAGAGUGGGGAAGGUGGUGGGGAGUAUGAGUUUAAUGAAGAUAUUGGGUGAUCUUGAUGAUCAUUUCCUCAAGGCCUCCCAGAGCGCCCAAGAGGUCUCCAAGAUGCUCGAGGCAACUCGCUUGCAUUACCACUCCAAUUUCGCUGAUAAUCGGGGACACAUUGAUCAUUCUGCAAGGGUCAUGCGUGUUAUCACAUGGAAUAAAUCGUUCAGAGGUAUAUCCAAUGGUGAGGGUGGGAAGGAUGACUUUGAUUCAGAAGAAUAUGAAACUCAUGCCACUAUUUUGGAUAAGUUGUUAGCAUGGGAAAAGAAACUUUAUGAAGAAGUCAAGCAAGGUGAGUUAAUGAAGCUUGAAUACCAGAGAAAGGUUGCUCUGCUGAACAAGCAGAAGAAACGCAAUCUGAGUGCUGAAUCCUUGGAAAAAACAAAAGCAGCUGUAAGUCAUUUGCAUACAAGAUAUAUAGUCGACAUGCAGUCAAUGGAUUCGACAGUUUUGGAAGUGAAUCGCCUACGUGAUGAGCAGUUGUACCCAAAACUUGUUGCUCUUGCUGAGGGGAUGGCCAAAAUGUGGGAAAUUAUGCACACGCAUCAUGACAGCCAGCUGAGCCUUGUUACAGACCUCAAAGCCCUUGACAUUGAACAUGCUUCCAAGGAAACAACGAAACAGCACCACGAGCGCACUGUCCAACUCUGCCAUGUUGUCCAAGAAUGGCAUUCACAAUUUGAAAAGCUGGUGACCCAUCAAAAACAAUACAUCCGAGCACUUAACACUUGGUUGAAAUUAAAUCUCAUCCCCAUUGAAAGCAGCGUAAAGGAGAAAAUCUCAUCCCCACCAAGAGCCCAGCAUCCUCCGAUCCAAGCCCUCCUCCAAUCGUGGCACGACCAUCUUGAAAAGCUUCCAGAUGAGCUUGUGAAAUCUGCAAUUUCCUCCUUUGCUGCUGUGAUAAAAACCAUAAUGCUUCAUCAGGAGGAAGAGAUGAAGCUAAAAGAGAAGUUCGAGGAGACCAAGAAGGAGUUCUUCCGUAAAAACCAAGCAUUUGAGGAUUGGUACCACAAGUAUACGCAGCGGAGGACGCCAGAUGAAACGGAUGCCGAAAGAGGCGAAGAUGGAAAUCCCAAGGAUCCCAACAUCUCAGAGAAGCAAUUUGCGAUUGACAGCUUGAAGAAGAGAAUGGAAGAGGAAGAAGAAUCUCACCAGAUACAUUGUGUUCAGGUGAGAGAGAAGUCACUGGGUACUCUCAAGACUCGUUUGCCUGAGCUCUUUCGUGCCAUGUCAGAUUAUGCUCUUGCCUGUUCUGACGCUUAUGGGAAAAUAUGGUCCGUCACGCAGACGCAGUCACACAAAUCUAAUGGAGGUCCCUCGUGAGUUUAAUCUAAACCCCCCUGCCUGUUUCCUACUGAAGUUUAAUCAAAAGCUUAAAAGUUACUCACCUCUCGUUUUCCAGACAAAACUUGUUUUAUUUGGCGAUGAUGUAAUGUUAUGAUCUUUGUUCUUGUGCGGAAAAUGCUGCAAAUUUUACGUUUUCAAA